Anisakis simplex (herring worm) is the source of this 1653-nucleotide messenger RNA. The record is from the annotation of a GenBank genome assembly. NCBI's taxonomy places the organism in Eukaryota, Metazoa, Nematoda, Chromadorea, Rhabditida, Anisakidae.
AUGAAGUUUUGCGAUCGAAUUCUCAUUGGUGAUGCCAAAUAUUCAAGCCAUCAUCUCAAGCUCAUCGAGCCCAACUCCUCAGAGGAAGACGCAUCUGCGCAUGCGUCUUCAGCGACACAACAAGAAUCUGAUUUCGAUUCAGAAAAUGAAUCAGCAAGACAAAAAAUCAACUUUAAAUUGCUUAUUGAAUCGCGAAAGCGACUCAAUAAAAGUGCCAAUGAAGCAGCACCAAACAAUAUUUUAUUGGAUGCUCAUCGUUUUAAUUUGGAUGAGCAGCACAGCCGAAGCCAGGUGAUCGACCCUUCAACUGGCCGUUUGUACGUUGGCGGUGUGAACAAUUUAUACGAUCUUCAUGCAUCUAGUCUUAGUGUCAAAGCACAUGCGGUUACCGGUCCCGAAGAGGACUCUUUAGAAUGUUUAAAUCGAGAAUCAUGUAAUCGUAAAACACCGCAUAAUUCCUAUACGAAAGGCUUGGCCGUAUAUGAGAAAGGCUCAAAGCUAAUCGAAUGUUCCAGUUUAUUUCAGGGUCGUUGUCGUUGGAGGAACCUUUAUAAUAUCGAUCAGAAGGAUGUAAUAAGGGAAUCGCAAAGAAAUGUUGUUGCGAAUGAUCGUUUCUCGUCGACGGUUAUUUUCGUAGGUGCUGGACCACCGAAUGACGAUGGAAUACCGAAAAUCAAUCAUAAUCAUAUGAUCAGUAUCUCGAUAUUGAAUUCGAUGUGGAUUACGGUAACGUUGGUGAUUGCAGAGGAUGUACUCUAUGUGGCCUCAACGUAUGCACAUAACGGAAGUUAUUGGGACGAUGUUCCGGCAGUUGCAUCACUAUCGCUCGCACAAGAAACUCUGUUCGAUGUGAGUGUGCAGGGCGUUGGAACAGGCACUGAAAUUAAAAUGGAACGACAGUUCAGGGGACAGUAUAAGAUCGAAUACGUCGGUGGUUUUCAAAGUGGUCGUUUUGCGUACUUUGCAACUCGUCAACCGAAAGGUUACAUACCCGGUGGGAAUACGUUCCCGAUAAUCUCGAAACUGGUUCGAGUCUGUACGUCAGAUGCACAUUUUUGGAGUUAUACCGAAGUUCCGUUGGAGUGUAGUCAAACGAAUGUCACCUACAAUCUGCUCACGGAUGUCUAUUUGUCAAAGCCCGGCUACGAUCUUGCCUCGUCACUCGGCAUCAGUGUUGAAGAUGAUAUAUUGUAUGCGGUAUUCGUUGAGGGAACGGGUGUGGAUAAAUCUGUUCCAUCGAUGCACAGUGCACUUUUUACUGGUAAAUUUCAGAAUCUGCCGUGGUUCAAAUCGGCCGAACGUUGUCAGCAAACGAAAUUCAGCGGUCAAGAGGUGCUCUGCGGUAAAGACGUGAACAGUUAUAUCGGUGGCGAUAUCGCCAUUGAAUCGAAACCUGUACUCAGCACUAGAAAGGCUCGAUUCACAGCCGUGGCCACGAAUACAACUCGCGCGAAUACGGUCGCUUUCAUUGGUACGCACGAUGGACGUCUACUUAAGGCGGUUGUUGAGAACCGAACAGCGGGCUUCAUUUACCGAUCGCUUGAUGUUGGUGGUGGUAAACCGAUAUUACAAGAUCUGGAAUUAGACGGUACCGGUGAUCAUGUGUAUGUGUUAACGCCAAGCUCGGUUAGUUAUGUCACUGUUCAGCUAUAA